Rotaria sp. Silwood1 is the source of this 849-nucleotide messenger RNA. The record is from the annotation of a GenBank genome assembly. Lineage: Eukaryota; Metazoa; Rotifera; Eurotatoria; Philodinida; Philodinidae.
AUGGAUUCAACAACCACAGCAUUCCAUAACGAUAAUGAUGAUGAUGAUUCGCAACGACCAAAGGUACCAACAUUUUCUGCAGAACGACGCACCACCGAAACCCCAGACCAAUUUGUAUACAAAAAUCGCCUGCCAACAAAUCCAACUAAUAAUCAACAAGGUCAGUGGUUUAAAAAUACUGGUUACAAACAAACAAAUAAUGCCCAUUACAAUGUAAAACUACUGAGCGAUUUAGCGGGUGAUUUCAGCCACCUACUUAAUAGAACAGAUAUUAGUGACUGUUGGCUCAACGUUAAUGGUACUUAUAUGGCUGUUCAUCGAUGUAUUCUCGCUGCACGUUCAAGUACUUUUUCUGCUAUUAUGUCAGGCAAUGACAGUCGGCUUAGUCCUGAUACAAUAAAAGAAUUUCAACUAUCAGAGAAGAAUGACAAGUUAGAAAUAUCUAUUACUAAAGCUAGUCCUGAAAUAAUGAAACAAGUUAUUAUAUUUAUGUAUACGACUGAAUGUGAAUUAAAUGAAACCAAUGCAUAUGACCUUCAUGAAGCUGCUGGACGAUAUGGUAUUAAAAGUUUAAAAAAUUAUACUGCUGAAUUUCUUAUAAAUCACAUCAAUCCCAAAAACUUCGUGAGUUUAAUAAAAAUCGCAGAUAAAUACCGUCAUCAAACGCUUAAGAACAGAUGUAUUGAGUAUUUUAUUGAUCAUGGUAAGGAAGUAACGGAUAUGACUGGUUCGUGGACAGAAUUCUGCAGCGAACAUAAAGGAAUUGUUUCUGAAUUACUUUAUUGGACAGUUCACAAAGAUAAGUUCCACGAACAAGUAGAACGAUCACAGUUACAAUCACAAUGGUAA